Ipomoea nil (Japanese morning glory) is the source of this 2677-nucleotide messenger RNA. Its product is annotated as transcription factor bHLH157-like. NCBI's taxonomy places the organism in Eukaryota, Viridiplantae, Streptophyta, Magnoliopsida, Solanales, Convolvulaceae. The transcript has 10 exons. Gene Ontology annotation, biological process: regulation of DNA-templated transcription. The record is from RefSeq and is a predicted model, not a curated record. Gene Ontology annotation, molecular function: DNA-binding transcription factor activity. Bases 336 to 2330 code for a protein of 664 amino acids.
GUAUUUUCCUCUCCACAGAUUUUCUUUCUUCUUCUCUCACCUGGUCUGGGCACUACCUAGCUUGUAAUUUGCAUACCCUUUUUUCUGUUCUUUUUCUUGUACGAGUUCAAAGGUUUCCCAGAAGCCAUCUCAUUGUAUAAAGCUGCUUCCUUUGAUUGUUUCAAGAACCCUAAAACUUGCCUCUGCAGAUACUAUAAUUCUUGUUGGAAUACAAAAAAGCUCAGCUUUGGGGUUUAAAGUCGGUUUAUUGAGUUCUUGUACGUAAAAAGAGAUAUAUAAUACAUACACAUAUAUAUAGCUGGAUUUCUUCUUUGGGUUUUGUGAGUGGGAAGAAAAUGAGUAAAGGGAAGAGUGAAACAGUGGCAAAAGCACUCCUCAAGAGCCUAUGCUGUGGCAAUGGAUGGUCUUAUGCUGUCUUCUGGGGUUUCAACCAGCAAAAUUCCUUAUUCUUGACACUGAGGGAUGCCUACUAUGAGGAGGAGAUGGGUGGGUUGAUUGAUGAUAUGCUUCUGCAAGUUAAUAUACUUGGCAGUGGGGUGGUUGGCCAAGUUGCUUUUACCAAGAAUCAUAAAUGGAUGCUUUCUGACACCAAUUCUGUUUGGCAGAGCCACCAUGGCUUGGCUGAUAAUUGUGAUGAGUUGUUGCAGGAUGAUGAUUCUGAAUUCUAUGGGCAGUUUUCCUGUGGGAUUAAGACAAUUGCAGUGAUAUCUGUUGAACCAUUGGGGGUUGUACAAUUUGGAUCUAAUCAGAAGCUUCCAGAGAGGAUGGAGUUUGUGGAUGAAACGAAAAAACUCUUUCAGGGGACAGAUAUUGAAACGAUUUUUGCUCAAAGUUCCUCUUCAUCAGCAAAUGGAGACGUUUUUGGCCUUAGCGGGUCUCUUGCUUCAUCGAUAUGCAAUUCUUCCUACUUUAUGAGCCCCGAAGCUCUGCCAAGCCCAGACUUUGUAGAUCCUAUAAUGAAUAUGGUUCAAUCGUUUCCGGUUGAAGCCUUCUCUCUAUUUGAUGACCAGUUCCAAAAUGGCGGUGUAGAAACUCAGACCAACUUCAGCAGCUAUGGCUUCCAACCUUCAUGCAGCAGUGUGUGGGGGCUUGAAGGUUCAAGCUUAACUUCGUUACAGGGAAACAUCUUACCCGGAGCGAUUUCUCAGGAUUGUGACAAUGCGUUUUGUGCGUUGCCAGACCAAUUUGAGUAUUGCACAAAUACAGUUCAAAACGUCUUGGAGAGGCCGGUUAUGACUUCAACACAUGAAUUAGGACAAUCUGCCUUUGAUGAAGUUUUGGAUGGUUUUGGGUGUAAAAUGCCCGAGAAAUCAGACAACAUUAGAAAGCCAGCAGCAACAAGUGGUCAGCAGUGGGAUUUUGGUACUUCGAUUUCAGGGUGCACCUCAGAGCACUCCAUUGGUUCCAAGGAUUGGCCAUCGAAUCGAUUAUUCUCCAAAUUAGGCCUAGAUCAUCUUUUGAGCGACAAUCCUAGUAGCUCGUGUUCUUUUGUUGGAUCUAGUUGCAAUGAUCAGUUAUCAUCGACAAAGAAGAGGAGAAUCGAACACCCUUUAGCUAGCGAGAGAGAAGUUACAAAGUUGGAGACUAUAGUAUCGUUGAUCGGUGAAAAUUGCAGCACCAAUGUCAUGAAUACUAAGGAUCAUGAAAAACCGUCAAAAGCAGUCAAGAAAAAGGCAAAACCAGGAACUCGACCCAUCCCAAAAGAUCGUGUAAGGACCUACGAACGCCUUGCAGAGUUGAGAGAGCUCAUUCCUAAUGGUGGAAAGAUGAGCAUCGAUCGCUUGUUGCAUCAAACUAUAAAACAGCUGCUUUUCUUGCAAAGUGUCACGAGGCUCGCUGAAGGACUUAAAAAAACUGAAGAACUAAAGGAUAAAAAGGGCCGGAAAGAUUCCAACUCCAACAGUAAUACUAACGGAGUAACAUGGGCCUGUGAAAUCGAGAAUCAAACAAUGAUUUGUCCCCUGGUAGUUGAGGAUCUUUGUACUCCUGGCCAAAUGCUUAUAGAGAUCCUGUGCCAAGAACAAGGUUUCUUUCUGGAGAUAGUGGAUGUAAUCCGAGGUUUUGGCUUGAAUAUAUUGAAGGGGACCAUGGAACUUCGCGAGACUAAGAUAUGGGCACACUUCAUUGUCGAGCCUGAGGCAAAUGCGUUUGUAUCAAGACACGAGCUAUUUUCCUCGCUUCUUCAACUUUUACAACUCUCGGGGCCUAGUGAGUUACACGCAAGAGAUCAGCUUGGUAAUGUUAGAGAUAAUGGAAGGCCUAGUACAUCGAGCAAUUGCUCCGAGUCUGCUGUGCCCUUUCCUAUUAGCUUGCCCGAGGGCCUAUAUUGACGUUUAAAAUAUUUAGACAGGUAAUUUAAACACUUUGACUGUAUAGUUAGUUCUCGUAUUGGUCUCUACUGGAGAAGAAACGCGGAAUAUAAUGGGGAAUUGAUCACUGAAGAGGCAUGGCAGCUAAGUAUAUGUGUGUUUUUGGGUAAAUAUAUAAGUAGGGUGGAGGACUUUAUUUGGCUAUGAGUGAAGGGAGCAUGCUUGCUAAGCAAGAAUAGAGUAAUGGUCCUUAUAGGCUAACAGUUGAUUUUGUUUGUAACUUUAUUUCUUGCUUCUCUUGUAGCUUUUGUAUCAUGAAAUUGUGGCUUUUCUGCCCUUUUUGGCUAUUUAGAAGUGAUUGCAGAAAA